UCAAAUGAAGCAAAGUUAAAUAUUUAACAGAUAUGAAUAUGGUAACAAUGACGUAUAUGCAAAUUUAUGAUACCAUAGUGAUCAGUCAUAUAUAUUAUGUAUGUACAUAAUAUAUUUUUAAAAAGUGUUAAAAGGAUAAUUAUUAUUAUUACUGUCUAUAACUUUGUUUAUUUGGAUAUAAAAUUUUGAUCGGGAUAGGAGUAGGAAAAGAAAAGAAAAUAAAUUUGUUAUAAGUGAAUAAAGAUUAGAACGAAAAAUAGUUAAACGAAACAAUCAAAUGGGAAUUCAAAUAUGUAAUAUUAGAUAUUUAUACUUUAUGUUCCAUGUAUGGUAAUUAAAUGUGCUCAUCUAUAGUAUAAGUAUAGAAUUAGAACAAAAUAAUGAAUAGCAUACAAUUGGAUAGUUCUUCCGAGGAUGAGAAUGACAUAUAUGUCAAUUCUGUAGCACGUUUGAAAGCUUUACAGAACAAAGUUUGUAUGAAUCAUAAUACUGAAUUACAAAAAAACAAGAAGCAAAAUAAAAAGAAAGAGAGAAGAAAGCAGAGGAAUGCAGAAGAUUGUUAUUUUACUCAUGAUAUAACUGAAGAUUCAGGAAUUGUUUCUGUACAAGAAGAUUUAGAAAUUAUAUCUGUGCAAGAAGAAAAUGAUAUAUAUGCAAGAGUUUGUACAAAUAUUAGAACAGUAACAGAUGAUUCAAUAAUUUUGGAUUGUAAUAGCGAUGAAGAUAUAGAAAAGGAUGAAAAUUUUGAUGUAAAUGUAAAGAUCUUAUGGCAAUCUAAAACUAUUCACCGUUUAAAUAUACAUAACCAUGAUAAUUUUAGGAAAGUUUUCCAAUACUUUGCAAAUAUGGAAAACGUUUCUAUAGAGCAAAUUUUAAUAAUGAAAAAAGAAAAACGUAUAAACUUAACAGAUACUCCUUCCUCUAUAGGUCUUUCAAUCAUAGAUAUUCUUGGAGGGAUAGUAGAUGCAAAUGUGAUUCCUCAAAAUGAAUAUCAAAAUCAACAGAAUAGCAUAGAAGAAGACAUAUGUCAGAUCAAAGUACAAACUGCAAAUAAGGAGUCAUUAAUUAUUCCACUUAAGAAAAAUCAACAAUUUAAACUACUAAUUGGUAUUUGUGCCCGUCAAUGGGGCGUUAAUAAAUCUAAUAUUAAAUUGUACUUUGAUGGAGAACCCAUUAAUGUCAAUGACACACCAGAGAGUUUAGAUUUUGAACAAGAAGCAUGUAUUGAUCUUUGCAUUUCUACAAAAUAAUGUAUGAUUAUGUUAUUAUUAUAGAAAAAAAAGAACAGAAGAAACAAAGAAAAAUGGCAAAAUACAAGCUUAGAAAUGAAAUUGAAGAAGUAUUAUAAUAAUAUUAGAAGAAAAGGGAUAAAAUCAUAUAGAAUAUACAAGUGGGAAACAGAAACUUAUGUUUUUAUGUAUAUAUAAACCCAUUUUUAAUUUUGGUUAAUUAUAAAUACUAUACUUUUCAAAAGCUCAUUAAAAAGUAGAUUAAUAUAAAAUUAGAUUCAAUUCAGAAAUUUCAGUGAAAAAAUGGAUAUAAUUACAAUGUAAUAAAUAAAUAAAACUAACUUUUAAUAAGAAAAAGCCUCGUACAUUACGUAAAAACAAUGAGGAACUUGAAAAUUGUAUACCCUUUAUUCGAUUCAUAUUGCAUGUAUACUUUCAUGUAUAUCGCCUUAUCUUCUCGUUUCGCUUGCUGCCUCUAUCAUUUUCCUUAUCGUGGCGCUACUGUGGUGCGUUUUAGAACAAAUUACAGUCAUAUGACCGUCGUUACGCGAGAACGGCAUUACGGUUUUGUAGAUAGGCGUUGACUCUGUCCUCUGUCCUCUUGAAUUGAAUUUACCGAAGUUUUAACUUCUCCUGUAGAUUAUUAAAGUUUAUUCUUAAAUACAUUUACAAAGCUCACAUCAUGGCGCUCAGCGAUGCUGAUGUACAAAAACAGGUU
Messenger RNA from Vespa velutina, 1947 nucleotides. RefSeq lists its product as uncharacterized. The coding region runs from base 381 to 1250 and encodes 289 amino acids. The record is from RefSeq and is a predicted model, not a curated record. Lineage: Eukaryota; Metazoa; Arthropoda; Insecta; Hymenoptera; Vespidae. Gene Ontology annotation, biological process: positive regulation of transcription by RNA polymerase II; cytokine production. The transcript has 5 exons.